CUGUUCGAUAGCGUCCGCCAGUUGAUCGAUUAAUCUGCGAUUGCGGACGUGAAUGGUGAGAGAGGCGAGGUGCGUAGCGUAAAGAGACGACUUCAGCCUGCAAAAGCAAACGUCAGCCAACGAAGCCUCCGAAGCAGUUUGUUUGUAAAUAGCGAGCGUUCGUGGGCCGCACUGAUCCGGCCCAGGCCCCCAACGGUUUACGGAGUGUGUGCAUCCGACGUCGCUAAAGGGAGUCCAGGGCUUGCACGGCCCAUUUAGCCAACGAGCCCUUCCCUCCCAGGUGGACCCCCCGAUUCAAAAUGGAAAUGGGGGACCGAGUUUACGCGGCCGAGCGCAUAAUGAAGAAGCGGCUUCGCAAGGGACGAGUGGAGUACUUCGUGAAGUGGAAAGGAUGGAGUCAAAAGCACAGCACUUGGGAGCCAGAAGAGAAUAUUCUCGAUGGCAGAUUGAUAGAAAUAUUUGAACAAGGCUGGAAUCCUUACUGUAAUAGAUACAGAUCGAAAGACAAAGAUUCACAAUCACACAAAAGAGGCCCGAAGAAAAAAGAGCGGCUCCAAGAUCACGCCCCAGUUAGUAUUGGCAUUUUGGAGGAUGACGCGAGCUCUUCCAGCACGCCUAUCACGGAGAGGAGGUCAAGACUUGACGCUGUUUCGGCAGAUGAAGAAGAAGAGGAGGAUUUCGAAGACGGAGCCACGAGCUCAAACAGAGACGCUUCCCCUGCGGACAGCAGCAAGGCCAAGGACGGCCACCACGGUAGCAUGAAACGCAAAGCGGAAGUACUAUCAAUGGAAUCCGGCAAAAUUGGGGUGACCAUCACGACCAACCACUCGCACAAGAGACUUAUGACUUCUCCAAGGAGCCAAGCAUAUGAAGAAUCAUUCAUCAAGUCGCUUCAACUAACACCAGUGAACCGGCGGCCGUCGACCGAAGUCUCUACGCAGGCAGGCCAAAGUGAUAACAAGAGCACGGAAAUCGGCGGCGACACCUCAAAAUCGUCGCAGUCGUGCGAAGCGGUGGCGCCGGCCAGCUCAGCGAGCAAGGUAAGCAGCUCGCAACUGGCGAUCGACACGUCCGGCCAGCGCAUGAAGAACGGUGAGCUGGCCACGGCGCCCGGGUCGCCGCAUCUGCCCCCGGGCCGGGCCGAGGCGCCGCGCAGCCCUGCCAGCGCCGAGUAUUGGCUAAGCAGAGCACCGAUGGCCGAGGAAAUUGUGAUCACUGAUGUGACCGUGAAUCUUAUGACCGUCACCAUCAGAGAGUGCAAGAAAAAGGACGGCUUCUUCAAGACAAAAGAGGAGGAGGCCAAAAUCGCCAACUGAUUUUGUUGGCCCGUCAGUUCUCUCUUCAAUUCGUGGGCAAUCGGCGCAGGCUAAAACUUUCCCCUGUAACAGGUAGACGCAUCUAUUCUGCUGCUUUCUUAAACUCUCUGUCGUGUGGAUUCCUCAAUUAAUUUCCCUGUAGUUGUAAAGAAACGCAAAAUCUCACUCAAGGAGCGGCAAACCCGCGUUGGCUUGCAAUUAUUUGACCGACUGCCAGUUUCUGCGUAUAGGGCAUUAGUAAUCUUUAAUUACUUUUACUGCAUUUUUCGCUUAUUCACAUAGCAAUACACCGCGAGAACAGUUUGUUUUUGAAAACAAACACGGACAGACAAGCUAUGAUGUAUUUUACAACUUACCUUUCCGAAUAAUGUAUGUACUGCAGGGGUUGUUAGUACUGAUUGUGGGUAUGAAAUACCGUGGAGCCGAUUUUAUAUUUAAUUCCGUUUUAUUAGUAUGACGUGCUGCGUUGAAUGAAGAGUUGAUGUUUCCUGAUGUAAGGAUGGACAAAAACGAGAGUGCUCGUUCGUAGAAGUCAUUGUACAUUUUAUUUAUUUUAAAUGAAACUUGUAAUAUUUUCGCUUUAGGAUGUAUGAAUUGAAUAGGAUUUUAAAUGAACUACGUUUAAAUGUACACUUGAAAUUAAAUGUUUUCUUUUGAAACAAC
This is a messenger RNA of Cloeon dipterum, 1979 nucleotides long. RefSeq names its product Polycomb (gene Pc). The transcript is spliced from 7 exons. Gene Ontology annotation, molecular function: chromatin binding. Gene Ontology annotation, cellular component: PRC1 complex; chromatin. NCBI's taxonomy places the organism in Eukaryota, Metazoa, Arthropoda, Insecta, Ephemeroptera, Baetidae. Bases 300 to 1316 code for a protein of 338 amino acids. Gene Ontology annotation, biological process: negative regulation of transcription by RNA polymerase II. The record is from RefSeq and is a predicted model, not a curated record.